Molecule: messenger RNA, 1076 nt
Organism: Cicer arietinum (chickpea)
Lineage: Eukaryota; Viridiplantae; Streptophyta; Magnoliopsida; Fabales; Fabaceae
Source: RefSeq, a predicted model, not a curated record
AACUCAACGAAAGAUGCAUCAUUUUGGGGUUAGAAGAAUAUGUCAGUUGACCUUUUCAUAUAAUAAGUUUUGCUUCUAAACUUUUUAUGACACUACUUUUCUCAUUUCUUAUGCUCUCAAACAUUUUUUGUCAAUUAAAAGAGAUCAUCGACAAAACAAAAUGCAAAGGUCUUCGAGUCUGAACAGAUUCUCUGAUGACUACUUCAAGAGUAGUGUCACCGUGUCUGAAUCUUCUGGUCUGAGAUCAUAUGAUGUCAACACACUACCAACGUAUGAUCCAAUCUCGGAGUUGGCUAAGAAGGAGAUUGCACGUGUUAGAUUCGCUGAGAAUGCAGUGCAUGUCAUCCCUAUUGUUAUUUUUAUUUGUGCCAUCACUCUUUGGUUCUUUUCAAAUUCAGAUGUAGGAAUCAUUGGUGCACAAAUUGGAAGAUUAAGUCUUGAUGGAGAAAUUGAAAAUGAUAGCGAUGGUACUCAAACAGGCAUCUUACCAACAAUGAAUUCAGGAGAUAUAUUUGCAGAAGAAAUUACAGCAGAAAAAGUUUUCACAAAACCUAAGACAAUAUAGCAAAUGAUGUUAAACAUCGUGGACACGGAGUAUUUUAUAUAUAGUUUACAAUUGGUGAGGUCUAAGUUGCUUUUUAUUUUCAUAUAUUAUGUUAAACAUCUUGAAUAUUGAUAUUCAGGGUUAAAUUUAAUAGCGUAGUUAUUUUUAUGCCCAAUUCCCUUCCUUCUUAGGUAAACAAAUUGUAUCCCAACUCACUCAAUGUACUUUAAUGUUCUUCCGAACCUUUACCCCCACACAAACAAUCAUUCUGCAGCCUUGAUGUUUUGUUUGGACAACAAACUCUAUAGAAGGCUAGAAAGUAAAAAAGAAAUAACAGUAAAUAUCUACUUGAUAAGAGUUAUUCUAUCUUAUGAGUGAUAAAAAUAUCACUUUUCACAUUAACUCUUGUGGAUAUCUUUUAGUAUUGGGUACAACUUAUAUGUAAUCAUUGUUGGAGGGUUUAAAAAAAUCUCAUGACAAAAAAGGAAAGUCCACUAAAGGAUACCCCAAAGCCAACAAACUCACAGAUUUC